AUGUGCUCCCCAGCCAAAGCAGUCAAAGCAGACCUCACUUUGAUCAGUACCGAUAAUCAAGAAUUUCAAGUGCAUUCAUAUCACUGUAAAGCCCAUAGUACCGUUCUUCGAGAUAUGCUUGAAUCGCCUGGACUUAACGAAUCUGCCAUCCCCAUUGAUGCCACAGGACGCGAACUCCGCCUCUUCUUGAACCUGAUGACACGAUGGGAAGUUCUCAAUCCGUCGGAUAGUGCCACCUGGCUACGACUGCUAGAACUCUGCGAUAAAUACGAUUUUUAUCUCGUUCGACGAAGACUCAAGCAGCGACUCAGAGUUUAUUCGUACAAAUCACCAUGGGAUGCCUUCUGCAUCACUAGUCAUCUAGAUGAGCUUGAUAUAGCCAAAAAGGCGAUUAAAAGGUUUGGUAGCCUCACAGGACAAAAGGAUAUCGAGCUUGGUAGGAUGCCCUUCCAGAUGGCGACUCAGCCUACCUUACCGUACUUACUUGGGUUAUUGCAUGGGAGGAACCUAGUUGCUCACAGCGAUGAUCCCUCCUGGGCCGCUGUCUCAGAAAUCUUCUACCCCGCUACGUAG
Molecule: messenger RNA, 573 nt
Organism: Kwoniella mangroviensis CBS 8507
Lineage: Eukaryota; Fungi; Basidiomycota; Tremellomycetes; Tremellales; Cryptococcaceae
Exons: 2
Coding region: 1-573 (190 amino acids)
Molecular function (GO): protein binding
Source: RefSeq, a predicted model, not a curated record